Molecule: messenger RNA, 608 nt
Organism: Acanthamoeba castellanii str. Neff
Lineage: Eukaryota; Discosea; Longamoebia; Acanthamoebidae
Exons: 1
Source: RefSeq, a predicted model, not a curated record
UGGCCGACGACCUGGGGCUGACGAGCGGCGGCGAGGCCGACGAGCGUGAGGCCAUGGAGCCGCUGCGGGCCACCCACGCCCGCGCCCGGCGCCACCCGCCGCAGCCCACCGCCACGACCCAACACGACGACGGCGUCCGCGCGGCCGACGUUGUAGUCGACGACGACGAUGUCGACGACGCCGAAGAAGCGGAAGACGUGCUUCGCCACGAGGCCGUUGAUGACGUCGACAUCGACGAGCAAAAAGNUGACGACGAUGAACUGGGCGACGAGGAGGAGAAGGCGCUCGACAAGAUGAUGGCGGAGGCGGAGGCGGAGGAGGACCAGGACAUGGAGUGGCUGACGCGGGAGCUCGAGGCCGGGCGCACGGUGCACCCGCUCGAGUUCUCGCCGCUGUGGCGGGCCGCCUCCAAAAACCUGCCUCCGCGCCGCACGCGCGAGGAGUGGGAACGGCUGGGCGGCGAUGACGUCGAACCCGCCUUUGUCGGCACGUGUCACCCACCGCACACACCGCACACACCGCACGCACGCACACGCGCGGAGGCUAACAUGUGCCCUCCCCCCACAGGUAUUGAGCGGUCGGAGAGCGAGCUGGAGGGGGUGAGGUGA